AGUCCAGUUUCCGGGUGCUUUUCCUUCCCUUACCUCACCCCAACCUUCAGACCCAAACCAGAACAUUUGGCAUUUAGGCUGUCUGUUUAGAUUCAGUUUAGAAGAUGCUGUUUCUAAUGGAAAACGCUUAUAAAAUAAGAUGACUUAUUGACUUAUGAAAACGCUUAUAAAAUAAGCGUUUUCAGUCCAAAAUGGCGGCCGUGGCUGUUGUCAAACAAACACCAGACUUUCGUCUCUCUUUGCUUCUGUACUCUUUGGUAACAGCGCCACGAAGACUUUUACUUUGAAAACAGGAAAUGACAGGCGCAUGUUGUGAUCAGCUGACUGAAGUGUUGACAAGGCAGGUUGGCUGCUGGGAGAGGAAGCAGAAACACACACAGACAGUUUCUGUGAUGAGCAGCUGACUGAAUGUAACUGACAUGUUUACUCCACCUCUACUCCCUGAGAUACUCUAGAGGCUAGUAUUAGUAUACUCCGUCCUCAGUUUGGAGGCUGCAGUUUGUUCACAAUCAGUGAUUUCUGAUCUGAGCUGUGAUCCAUGUGAGAGGAGGACCAGAAGACACCGGAGACACGUUGACUGCUGUCGGUAUCAUGGACAUCCAGAACGAGAGGAGGAGGCUGCUGGACGAGGAGGAUGGAGACGAGGAUCCUACUGGACUCAUGUCUGAGCAGGAGGCUUACCUGAGUAAAGUGAAGAACAGGAACUUGUACCUGGCGACGUUCGCGUCCGUUCUGGGUCCCAUGAGCUUCGGCUUCGUGUUGGGCUACAGCUCUCCCGCCAUCCCAGAACUCACCAGGAUCGCUGACCCUCGGCUGCGGCUAGACGCUGACCAGGCGUCCUGGUUCGGGUCCAUAGUGACGGUGGGAGCGGCGGUCGGCGGCCUGCUGGGCGGGUGGAUGGUGGGGAAGAUCGGCAGGAAGCUCACACUGAUGUUCUGCUCGCUGCCGUUCGUCUUCGGCUUCACCAUCAUCAUCGCAGCGCAGAACGUGUGGAUGCUUUACGCCGGCAGGGUGCUCACCGGCCUCGCCAGCGGGGUCACGUCGCUGGUCGUCCCUCUGUACAUCUCUGAGAUGGCUCACGAGCGGGUACGGGGGUUGUUGGGCUCCUGUGUGCAGCUCAUGGUGGUGCUAGGCAUCAUGGGAGUUUAUCUCGCAGGUCUCUACCUGGACUGGCGCUGGCUGGCGAUCUGCAGCUCCAUCCCGCCGACGCUGCUGAUGGUCUGCAUGUGCUUCAUGCCGGAGACGCCCCGCUUCCUGCUGUCGCAGGGGAAGAGGCGGGAGGCCGAGGAGGCGCUGCGCUUCCUGCGAGGGCCGGACGCCCCCGUCGAGUGGGAGUGCGCCCGCCUCGAGGACACCUAUGAUGAGCAGAGCUCUGGUUUCCAGAUGUCCGACCUGAAGGACCCCGGUGUCUACAAGCCUCUGGUGAUCGGCGUCAUGCUGAUGAUCUUCCAGCAGAUGACGGGGAUCAACGCCAUCAUGUUCUACGCUGAGAACAUCUUUGAACAGGCUCAUUUUAAGGAGAGUGACCUGGCUUCAGUGAUCGUGGCUCUGAUUCAGGUCGUCUUUACGGCGGUGGCGGCGCUGAUCAUGGACAGAGCUGGAAGGAAAGUCCUUCUCAUCAUCUCAGGUGUUGCCAUGGCGAUCAGCACCACAGCGUUUGGGGUUUACUUCUACCUGAUGUCCAAAAUACACAACCCCACCUCGCUGAGCGACUUGGCGCUGGACGUCCAGAGCAAAGCCGGUGAAGAACCCCACGCUGAACUGGCCUGGCUGGCCCUGGCCAGCAUGGCCGUCUUCAUCACAGGUUUUGCUCUCGGCUGGGGUCCGACCCCGUGGCUGAUCAUGUCGGAGAUUUUCCCCUCCAAAGUGAGGGGGGUCGCCAGCGCCGUCUGCGUCCUCACCAACUGGAGCAUGGCGUUCCUCGUCACCAAAACCUUCCAAGACAUGAUGGGUCUUCUAACCAGCGCUGGAACCUUCUGGCUCUUCGCCUCCAUGUGCAUCGCCAACGUCAUCUUCACCAUCGCCUUCGUCCCAGAAACAAAGGGCAAGACGCUGGAGCAGAUCGAGGCCACGUUCAGAGGCACAUCAGGUCCAUAAAGCCCCCCCCCCCCCACUCCCACAUCCCCCACACCUAACGCCAAAACAUCAUGCCACCCAGCUGCAAACAUCUCAGACCUCGUAUCUCUGAAGUGUCCUCGGGGACACUGUGUGGGCAUUUAAAAAAAUCUGUUAUAAAGCUAUGAAGCUGAUUGAAACUCUGUCUUAUACUUAGUUUUUUUAUGAUAGAAACAGUUAAACCUAAUGCAGAAUAAUACAGCAGCACAGUAAUACACCCUCCCUACAUGAAGGUCACUGUGUUGCUCUUUAAUGAGAGAUGUUUCUAAUAAAUAACCAUCCCGUAUACAUCCCGUACGUAUCAAUGAGGUUUGACUAACCCAGGGGUCAGCACCCUGCGGCUCUGAAUAAUAAGUGGAGAUGAAUAACUGUUUUUUGUUUACAUUUUUAUUUUUAUUUAUCAUUGUUGUAGGUCUAUGGUACGACGGUACGACGGAGUAUUAGGGCCACAUUGAGGG
Messenger RNA from Sebastes umbrosus (honeycomb rockfish), 2573 nucleotides. RefSeq names its product solute carrier family 2 member 8 (gene slc2a8). The transcript is spliced from 10 exons. Gene Ontology annotation, molecular function: transmembrane transporter activity. NCBI's taxonomy places the organism in Eukaryota, Metazoa, Chordata, Actinopteri, Perciformes, Sebastidae. Bases 592 to 2097 code for a protein of 501 amino acids. Gene Ontology annotation, cellular component: membrane. The record is from RefSeq and is a predicted model, not a curated record. Gene Ontology annotation, biological process: transmembrane transport.